Tuber melanosporum (Perigord truffle) is the source of this 961-nucleotide messenger RNA. RefSeq lists its product as uncharacterized. Bases 271 to 621 code for a protein of 116 amino acids. The transcript has a single exon. Lineage: Eukaryota; Fungi; Ascomycota; Pezizomycetes; Pezizales; Tuberaceae. The record is from RefSeq and is a predicted model, not a curated record.
CUCUUCGCUACAUCUUUGCGGAUAUGACGAGCAACCCCCCGAGCCGCGGCCUCUUGGCUUCAGCUUGCGAUGCUAGCUUCCCCCUCGUCGCUUGUAUACGCUUCCUAUAAUUCGCCCGAAUCAAACUUACCUCCACAGACAGAUCCAAACUUACACGCAAAUCAAGUGCACCAAGCUUUACAGUGCCAAUCCGGGUUCUUGGUCCGGCUGGGUCCGGCCCGGCGGCUUAAACCCAGAUUACCCCACGAACCCUAGAGCUCUUUCAAGCCGAUGGUGUUUUUCGCAGGAAAUAUCGCUAUGGCUAAUCAGCGUAUCGAACUAAAACCUUGGCACAUUAGACUAGAGAGCAGCAUUUCCAACAGACCGGGAGGGUUCGACUCGGGUAUCAUACCGACGAUCGCUUGGCACAUGGUGAUGUUUCUCCCAAACCCCCUACCCCUUCGAGGGAAAGAGUCCCCCGAAGAGGGUUAUAGUACCCCCUCCUUAUCCCGCCCGACUCCAGCCAAGUGCCCAAUAUCUCCUUUCAGGUUUUUCUGCGAUCCCCUUUCCUAUCGAAAAGACCCGGUUAGGGACUACCGUGUCAGUCGCUUCCCGAGGGACUUGUCGUCACUCGAGACUUGACCACUCGCACCCGUCAGAGUAACGCAUCGCCAUUGGCAAGUUGGGCCGGUGUUUCUCGUCAUCAACCCUAGCGUUAUAGAAACAUCUUCUGCAGUAGGCAUGCCUUAUGGCACGUAUGUGGAUUUGUCGUACACUAUGAUAGAGCUUGUUUGCGACAUUGUUUGAUCUUCAUCCAAUACAUUUUUCCCUUCCCAUGGAUAGACCUAAUCGACUUGGCGUUGGCUCGGGUUUUUAGAAAUCAACGGGCUAAAGCCAGGACGAUACCGAACGACGAUGAAACGGCGAUGAUUAUAUGCGCUGCGAAAACUCUGCACAACCAAAAGGGGGGAAGUUCACAAAG